Molecule: messenger RNA, 1641 nt
Organism: Arabidopsis lyrata subsp. lyrata
Lineage: Eukaryota; Viridiplantae; Streptophyta; Magnoliopsida; Brassicales; Brassicaceae
Exons: 3
Coding region: 290-640 (116 amino acids)
Source: RefSeq, a predicted model, not a curated record
AUUGGUUGUAUUCUAGAUUUUGGAGUAUCAAUUGCACUUUUUACUAACGUUUUAUUUGAAUAAGAUUUUUCAGAAAAGAGUUUUCGAUUGGCUGGUAGUUGUACGAAACUAAAAGUAUGAGGCCAAAGAAUGAUGUAUCAUAAGAAAUAAAAGAGACUUGAGUAAAAAAAAAAUAAAGAAGGGGAACGCAACUAAAAUCACUUUCAACAAAGCGAACAGAAAAAAAAAGUUAGGGUUUCGUCAUCUCUUCUUCAACGCAAAGUGCGAUCUGAUCCGUGGGGAGGGAGUCAUGGUUGAAUCAUUCGAAGGCUGGACUUCAUGGGUCGAAGAUGCAUAUUUGCUAUGUACACCUGAAGACCCUGAGUGCUUGAAGCAUCACUAUAUCACACGAACUGAGAAAGACGAGCCUCAGUACACAGUAGAUGAAGAAAUUUCCAUGAUGAACGAACAAAUCACAAAGAGCGAGGGGUUCGAUAUUGAUUUCUCGUUGUUCCGAUGUCUAUUCAACUACCAUCUUGUUGAUCCCAAUGAUUACGAUUUCCUUGAAGAUGAAACAACAGAAACCAACGGGGAUUUCAUGAAGAGGCUCUCUCAAGAAUCCCUUAAGCGCUACAAUGACGAAUGUGUUAGAACUGAAUAAUCCAUUUAUGUUCCUAUACUGUUCUUUUUUUGUACACAACAAUUCAACUUAAUGGUUCCUUGUUUGAAACAGGGUACAAAAUUUGAAUUUCUCGAGGUUGUCAAAGCCAAUUUUCACGGAUCUGUUGGAUAUAUGUUUCUCAUCACGUUUCAAGUGUUUGAUCCAUCUGAUGACCAGGAAAAAACCUUCCAAGCUAGGAUCCGUUACACUACACAUUACCCGACUGAAUUCGUCUUUUGUAGGCCGAAACCCAAUCCAGAAGGUACAAAUUAAAAGUUAUUGUUUUGGAUACUUGGGUUCAUAGCAUAAUUGAGUGAUUCAUUGUGGAGUAUAUAUAGUUUCGUCUUUCUCUUGUUUAAAGAUCUGUAUAGCUUGUAAAAGUGGUUAUUAUCUCUGGUCCUUGACAUUUGUUUUCUUUGGCUUUAUUUGGCAGUUGACUCUGGUGAAACUUCCAAGGAAGAUGUCAAAGGUUGACGUUGACGUUGACGUUGACGUUGGAGUCUUGGAUUGAAUACUUGCAGAUUGACGUAAAAAAAAUAGUCUAAAUUUUCAAAAACAAGGGUCCCAUUCAAAGGUUUCUUUUGUAUAGUGCUCAGGACCGGUCAUGGGUUUAUUAAACCCAAUUUUUACUUAGCCCUAUCGUUAACAAGCUUGCGAUAGUUGUUUACUUAGCACUAUAGUUAACAAUCGAAAAACUUGUUACCAUAUAAUUGAGAAAAUUGUUAUCAUAUAAGAUUUUUAAAUCUAAAGUUCCAAAAACAGUAAACAAAAGGUUGAAAAAUUACAAACUAUGGUGUGUUGGAGAACACGGUGUCGACAACUAGAGGAGAAAUCGACAACAGCAACCAUCAUCGAGAAGACUUGUUUUGGAGAUGAAUGUGUGAGGAAAAUAAAAAUUUGUGUCUUAUAUCUAGAUUUACAGAUAUUGAAUGGUCAGAAAAUUCGACAUGUUUUCUUUGUAGUAUAUCUAGCUAGCUCAUAUACUGUACUUCUUUUUUUUU